AGUUCUCAACACUUCCUUCUUGUCACUGGACAAUUGCUGGAUCUUCAACUUGACCAAGCUUUUGGUGAGGGGCGGGGUCUCUCCGUGGGACAUCUUGAUCUCCGGAGAGACUGCAACCUCAUUUCCUAUCAGAGUCUCAAUUGGCUAGAAUCGCUGUCACUCUCUCUCUCACACUUUCACUAUGGACCCGAAUCACGGCCAAGGACCUUCCCGAUUGGAUUUCAACAAUCUCUUUGGAAGAUUGAAUCCAAAGUCUAAAGACAAGGACGACAACAACAACAACACCAACAACAACACCAACACUUCGACCAACGCCAAUGCAAGCUCUAGCGGUGAGGGUGAAGGUCGAGUCAUGACGGCGGGUGAUGUCGCUCCUCCUUAUUCACCUCGAGAAGAAGGAUCUUCUGCCUAUCCCCGAGAUCCAGGUUACCUGAUCUAUAUCCCCUAUUCUCAACUUCCACGUUGGGCACCUGGAUUCAACGGUGCAAAUGUCGGUGCCAACAACAUCACCAAUAGUGGAUCUGAUGAUUUGCCGCCCUCCAUCGAUCAUCAUGAUGAAGAAAGCGGGGGAAGACGAGGUGGACGAGAAUCAGAUCCUUUGCUCUCUCAUGGGAAACACAAGCAUCGCCGACGACAAAAAUGGAGAGGAAUUAUCCGAUGGAUGGCAGUCGUUUUCUUCAUCGUCCUCAUCAUUAUCAAUGUCACUCGACACAGAGAUCCCAGACGUGACGAUAGGAACCGAGGAGAUGGACAACCCGGUCAGCCUGACCACCCUGGUCAACCAAAUGACCCAUCCCAACCAUCUCCACCACCCCCUUCACAGCCAUCACCACCCCCCGAUGGUCCACCACAUAAAGGCGACGAAGCUGAUCCUGCCCGUUUCCCUGGAGACGGUGUCGCCAUCGAAUGUGCUUACUUUGAUUCGUCAACCGUCUGGAGACCAUACAACGACCACAACCACGAUCGUGAUCGGGAUCGGGAAGAAGAAGCUGAAUUAUCUGCCGACCUGACUUACGAUCGAUUCAGCACAGAUGUAACGUUCACCGUGCCCGUCCGAGACGAUAUCUUUACCCGGCUCACUGGACCCGCCGGACUCGGUUCUGUCUAUGUCUCCACCCAUGACGAUGGUGACAAGGCCAGAAUCACCGUGGAGAGUAUGAUCGGAGUGCCUCAAGGUUCACCCUUAACUGAAUCCUUGGCAUACAGAUACCUUCAGGCGUCCAAUAUCUGUCGCAUGGCCAAGGACGAGAAGAAUGUUGGCAAUUUGACAAUAGGGGAGGACUUUGGCAUUCGAGAUGGAGUCGGCAUUUAUACGGCUCGACCUGAGAAGAACCCAGAACACGAUGACGACAACAUUCGACUCUCGUUCCGUAUCCACAUAUUCCUUCCUCGAUCCAUUGCAGAGGUCAAACUGGGACACUACGAUAGAGUUGCUCUAGAGAAGCUAUUGAGAAAAUUCCCGAAUUUGACCGUGAGGAAAUCGCUCACUCGAACAUGGUUGGAAAUCAUCAGCAGCGUCCUCAUGGGCAAAACGGGUCCUCAGGUCUUGGCGGGACUACUCGCAACCAAGCCAUCCUUGCACAUCGACACGCCCAUCGGAUCGACCAGCGUAGGAGAUAUACACACUUCUCCGUUGAGUCAUUUUGGCGUGCAUUCAUCCGUUGGAAGUGUGGGAAUGAAGAACAUUUCUGCAGAGAACAUCAUCAUCGGAGGAAGCGGUGGAUCCGUCAAUGGUCACGUCUCCAUUUCUGAUUCUAUCGAUGUCCGACUAUCCACCGGGUCAAUCGAUCUCACACUCGCUCUUGCCAAAGAUGCGCUCAAGGAGACACCCUACAGUGUCAAGCUGAAAUCAUCUACCGGGAGUGUCGAUCUCAAGCAUCGCGAAUGGGAAGACCCGACGAGGAGACUUCAAGAAGACGUUUCGACCAGUAUGGGAUCCAUAGGGGGUGAACACUCCACUCACUCUUUUACGAUUCCAGUGCAUAGCAAUCCUCUAUUCGAGGGGGCUUUCAGUUUCCUGACUCAACUUGGAUCUAUUCGCGUGGAAGGCGAGGACACCAAGGUCAAGGACCCGUUGGGAAGAGGAAGGAGAAGAGAAAUCAACAUUGAUCGAGUGGAAGGUCGAUUCCCUCGCGUGUUCAACGGUCGAGCAGCUUGGACAGGUGGUGAACCGAUCGAGUAUAAACCUGGUGAUGGGUGGAUGAACCUCAAAGCAGAUACUGGAAGUAUCAAUGUGACGCUUUGA
Messenger RNA from Kockovaella imperatae, 2245 nucleotides. RefSeq lists its product as hypothetical. The transcript has 3 exons. Bases 182 to 2245 code for a protein of 687 amino acids. The record is from RefSeq and is a predicted model, not a curated record. Lineage: Eukaryota; Fungi; Basidiomycota; Tremellomycetes; Tremellales; Cuniculitremaceae.